Molecule: messenger RNA, 149 nt
Organism: Scutellospora calospora
Lineage: Eukaryota; Fungi; Glomeromycota; Glomeromycetes; Diversisporales; Gigasporaceae
Source: the annotation of a GenBank genome assembly
AAAACUUAAAACAAAAAACUGUCCAGGAGACCCCUAUUAAACUCAUUUAUUCUCAAAAUGACUUUGCCGUCUUUGAUAAAGGUUCUUCUGAAUUCUACGGAGCCGAGGAUGAAUUCAUUUCUGAUCAACCCUUAGAGAAUAUUAAGUGA